This is a messenger RNA of Pygoscelis adeliae (Adelie penguin), 6731 nucleotides long. It is a transcript of the gene C2CD2, whose product is annotated as C2 calcium-dependent domain containing 2. The transcript has 14 exons. NCBI's taxonomy places the organism in Eukaryota, Metazoa, Chordata, Aves, Sphenisciformes, Spheniscidae. The coding region runs from base 1 to 1854 and encodes 617 amino acids. The record is from RefSeq and is a predicted model, not a curated record.
AUGGGGCCUGCGGCCAGUCCUUCGGAUUCACAGUUGCUUACGUUUGAGGAAGAUGACCCACCAGAACCACUUGAGCUAGCAGUUAAACAAGUUGUUAGUGUUGUAAAGUCAGCUCAAGAGAAGGUGGUUUCUUGUAAUGUUGUGGGGGAUUCCGUUAAAUUUGUUGUCACUGUCUCACAUACUUCGCCCGUGGCUGGAGAAGGUCAGUCGUACAGCGUGAAGUUGUCUCCACUUCACUUGCAGCUUCAGCUCUAUGUGAAAGACAAAGGAGAAGAUGUCAAAGUUGAGUGGUUCCUUGUUAACGCCGAUGAAACCAACUUUGAAAUCCAGCAAACAGUACAGGAGGGACAGACAGCAGGGACAUGUGCAAUAUCUGAAACGCUCAGAGAUGUUUUGAAGAACCUCUUUAGCUCAGUUUCUCCAUCUGUAGUGUUGAGUACGAGGCCUACAGAUAUAAAGGAGGUUCAGAAUGUACAGAACAUAAGCCUUCUCCCUCAGGGCACUAGUCCGCCUAAACCUCCAAGGGCUCAUGAACUCAAACUGCUGGUAAAGAACAUCGCAGUAAACCUAACUGAUCACAGUGCUGCAGGCAGCACAAACCUUGUGUGUAUAGUUCAGUUGAAUGACCCUAUGCAGAAGUUUUCCAGCUCUGUAGCCAAAAAUGCUGCAAAUCCCUUUUGGACAGAAGAGUUUAUCUUUGAACUAAGUGCCAAAUCAAAAGCAUUGCAACUGCAAAUAGUAGAAGAUGGAAAGUUGGAUAGACCUUUGUCCGCAAAGGUGACUGUACCUCUAGACUUGUUCAGGAAACAACCUUCUGGACAGCAAAGCUUUGCACUGAACAGCAGGGCCAGUGAGAGCAGCUCAGAGCCGGGGCCCGGGCUGGGAUCCGUUAGUGCAGAGUUCUUUUUUAUAGAACCCAAUGAAUUAAAGACGUGGCAAGUCUCUUCUCCAGUGCCAGCCACUAAGAUAGAAAAGGAUCGCACUGUGAUGCCCUGUGGGACUGUGGUCACUACUGUAACUGCUGUGAAAACCAAACCUCGUCUAGAAGGGAGAUCAUCUCCACUGAGCACAGAUUCUCCUGUGAAAACUCCAGUUAAAGUAAAGGUGAUUGAAAAGGAUUUCUCUAUUCAAGCUAUCCAUUCUCAUGGUGCUCCAGUCAGCAAAACUUUAUCGUCUUCAGAUACAGAACUGCUGGUACUGAAUGGCACCGAUCCUGUUGCAGAAGCAGCCAUUCGGCAGUUAAGUGAGUCUGCAAAGCAGAAGCUGAAGUCUCCUAGAAAGAAGAGCACCAUUAUCAUAUCAGGGGUGUCCAAGACCUCUUUAUCUCAGGACAGCGAAGCUGCACUGAUGAUGGACUAUGCUGCAGCCAUGGACAGCUCCUGCAAAGAAGUAGAUCCACCCACUGCGGAGGAAGCUGUUGCAAAAGUCACCUCUGAUGAAAAGCUAUCAUUAGGUGCUUCAGAAAUAGUACCUGAUGCUGACCCACAGCAAAGUGCCCAUAAGGCUUGGGGUUUGGAGAACGGCAGCCAACAGUGGGACACCAACAUGCUCUUAGACCAGACCUGUGAAGAAAUAUCUGGGAGCUCAUUAAGCGUUUCAGAAACUGGGAGCAUGAAAAAAUCUAAAGGUGGGAUUUUGAAAAAAAGUGCGAAGCUCUUUUUCCGCCGGCGACAUCAUCAGAAGGAUCCAGGAAUGAGUCAAUCGCACAACGAUCUUGUCUACCUGCAGCAGCCACUGUCAGAGGAAACGCGCAAGAAGGGAGGCACGCUUUCACGUAUUCUGAACAGAAAGCUCCUUUCAAAAAACAAAAGCAAGAACAAACUGAAUGGUGCUUCGGCAGAACCAUACGUAUAAGACUGAACACUGUCUGAUGGGAUACUUGCACAUCAGUUGACCAUUUGUUUACAGAGCAGCACUAGAGAAUACAAAUGUGGCUGAUGACUUGCAUAAAAUCAUGUUCACUAAUACAGUGGUCCAGGAAUAAACAGAAAGCUUGUCUUUUUUGUUUAUUUUUCCAGAACGCUUUUUCUCUCUGAUUGUAAAGUUGCUCCUCCAAAUACAAGCAGCGCUAACUGUAUCAUGACAGCUUUUGGAGGACCAUGUGGUUUAUUGUAGAAGAUGAGGGAGGAUGGGGAAUGAUGCAGGUGGGGAGGACCUGCAUGUAAGCACCUAGUUUACGUUAACGGGGAGCUAAGGACUGAAACAUCAUACCUGCUAUAUGACUGAACCACUAUAAAGAGAGAAGAUACCACUGUGCUUCCUUACUGCAGCCUGGAAUAGUAGCAACGCAAGUCUCAACUUCUUUUUCUAGUCAGCCUGAAAGGGAAAAGAGAGACCCAGAUCCAGUUUGUAUCGUAAUUUGGAAACGGGUAAGUUUUCAGAAGCAGAACUAAAAUGCUGAUUAAGAUAGCCUACUGUAGUAACUGUAGCCUGCUGUAAUAACUGCUCAGUCCAUGUAGGUGGAGAGAUGCCUUUGAUAUUAGCCAUAAAUCAAUAAAUUAUGCAAAUACUUAUACUAGCAUAUUGUUUGAUGUUCUGUGCAUAAGUUAUGCUUAAAAAAACAGAACGUUUUUUAAAGUCUACUUGAGUCUACUACUCGCAAACAAAACAUUUACAAAUUCUUAUAUGUAGCUUUUCUUCCCUGUGUGAGAAGCUGCGUUGCUGAUGCAAAAACCUAUCUUAGGGGCUCUAAUUCCUUCUCCCAAGUACUUGCUAGACAAGUAUAUUAACCAUCAUAUCAAAUGCAAAGCUAGGAGCAAUAAGUGAUGAAUAGAGCAUAUUUAACCCUGUAAUGCUUUUCAUUAGACAGCUUGUUUUACUUGCCAAACACUUACUGAGAUCUUAGAAAACACAGUUGUGAAGAGAGCUUUUUAAAAAAUAACAACAACAAUUCCCUUAGUCAUCUUUCAGUUUCUAGAUCUACCAGUGUCGUCAUGUGGUGAGUGGUUGGUUGGGUGAGUUUUUUUACUUUUUUCCUCAUUAAAUAUUGCAGCUGGCUCCUUUAAAUUAAAAGGAAAAACUGAUGAAAGUAAAGGCAUAGUUCUUAUUUCGGCUAUUAAGAAGAGUAAAAUGGCAGUCAGUAUUUCACAGGUACCAUCUUUCGUGCAUACCUGUACUUUUCCAUCACCUACAUUCCUACUGAGGACAAAGGACCAAGCCUGUUCUCUUUAGCCAAGAAAAACAUCCAUUCCAUCUAAAUUACUGACAUGAAUGAAUGACAGAUUUGUGCCUGCUUUGCCGACAGUGAUUCCCCCCCCCGCCUUUCCUCCCCUUAAAAGACAUCCAACACUUUGGCAGAUAUUUGGGCUUUCAACUUAAACCAUUCUUCAAAAAUAGAAAGUCACUGAAGAACAGAAACACAUUUCAAAACUUCUGAUGGACUCUAGAUUCCUUGGUAAAUACUUCUAUAAAGAAUAUAAAAGUAGAGGGGGUUUGGUUUCUUUUUUACCAAGAAAAUAAUGGAAGAAAUGAACUGUCACAGUCUUUUAACUGAUCCUACUGUUUAAAAACACUGUUUAUGUGUAACCUCCUAAAAUCACUGUGGUAGUACAGUAGUCCAGACUAUUCAAAUAGUUGUACAUUUAAGCAUGCUGUUUAUGAUGAAAAAACUUGAAGGCAUUUUAAUAUUCUGUAUUUUGAAAAUUGGUUAUAAAUUAGUCUUCUAGAGCUGUAACGUGCUUAGAAAUCCCAGUUCAGUAAUACAGGUUUGUCCAGCUUGAAUGUGCUUGAACACUUUUGUUUAUUGUUAAUUUAACACAAAGUAGAAGUUAGGUUUCUUCAUUUGUUCUACAGUGGUUCAUGAUACAAGCAUUAAAAAACAUGAUGUUGUGUUCUCUCAACAUACAUUUUUUCCCUUGACUUUACUAGGAGCUCUUUGCAUGACGGGGCAGGGUGGGGGGUCAAAUCCCUGCCUUGUUUUAAAUGCUCAGUCUUGUUUGCUGAAGGAGAAACCCACAACUGGUCACUGAGUUCAAGAAAUCAAAGUGAGACCGAGCUCCAUGGGUAGCACCCCCUUACACUAACAGCAAAGAGCUGUGGGAUUGGGAAUGUAAAGGGGGCACGUAACACUACUUGAAGUCUGCUUAAAGUACUGAACUGGGAUUUCAAUUUCCAGAAGCUUUAUCACGUACUGUAGAAUGGGGUGGAAAUAACACUGAAUAACGUGCAGAAUACAGAAGUAGGGUUUGCUUGUAGCUUACCCCAAGGAACAGAUACACACUGAAGUGGUUUUUUGGUUCCUCUUUCUUAAGGUCUUGGUGAUUGCCUAAAUGCGUGUCUUGAUGGCGGGAACGAGAACGUUCUAUACUGCAAACUGUGUGAAGGUUUGGGCUUGCAUAUAUUGAGAGAGAAUGAGGAAAGCAAGGCAUUUGGGGUAAAAAGGGAAUCCUGUUUUUUAAUUGCCUUCGCUCCUCAGGAAAAUAAGCAUCGUUUGGUUUGAUGUUUGACCUCCAUAGCUGGCUGGUGUGUUCUUCACCCCUUCCUACUACUCUACAAAUAAUUUAUGUCCUGUUGUAAAAACAAACUGAAGUACUAAACACAAAGGGAGAACUGAGUUGCUCAGUCGUGACAACCCCAAAGGCCCAUAAUAUUGAACCCCGUUCCCACCUUCUGAGACGAUUAGGUUGUCAUUUAAGAUCAGGGGAUCCGAGUAUGUACAUUUUUUGUGUACUAGUGUUUAGGUCAGUGUGAGUUGGGUCCUGACAACCAGCGGGAGCUAUGCUACAGGUUUGGGUCGGGAAGACUGGAUUUGUAAACUGGCAUAACUAACACUGCGACGUACCCUGUCAGGUGCUGCAUAUCUCCUGUGCAGUUGUGUGAAGGAUGCUGGAGGGAAUAAUUUUGCUCUUUUAUGUUUUGCAAUCUUCGUAAUUGUAAUAACUACACAUUUGAACAGUAGAACAAAUCUCUGCUUGAUAUUACACUGAAAACUUCUUGUUUUCUGUCUUCCAAUUUAAUUACUUCAGAACAAUAGCUUGGAAACAAUCUGUGAAAUCUUUCUUCCUUUUUGCCCCUUUUCUUACACUUUUGUGUUUCUGGAUGUUCUGUACAGCAAAGGCGGCGUGGUAUUUAUUUUAUGAGGACUAAGAGAUGAAGGCUUGCUUUUCUGUUCUAAAGAAUUUUUCUGCCCAUAACUGAACCUUCUUAAUCUGUACUUGUGGUUUGUUUUGCUUUAUGGCAUUUUAGCUUUUCAUUUGCCUUGAUGGAGACAACCUGCAUCCUUACCUAACGAAGAUUUGCCUUGGCUUUAGUGUGAAUUUUGACCGAGUAAGUACUACAAGAGUUAAAUUUAUCUUUGUAGAUUAAAGCAAUAAAAUUUCCUAAUACUUCAGGUGUGAAUACAAGCUAGGUAACUUUCCUAAAGUGACUAAGAUCACUUUAAAAGUCACUUUAAAGAGGAGGGGGUCCUUUAUCCCUCGGUCACUGGUAUUUCUUAUCCAAUUCACCCCAGGAAGAAAUGACAAGUCAUUUCACUCCUAACUAUAUAUGAAAUUUGUGAAUCUUAGGUGGCAGGAAGGAAGAAGGAAUGCCUUUUUUUUAGUAGUGAAAAAAAUUUCAUAUUCAUUUAAAAACCAAAAUACCUUUGGCAAGCUUCUUUGACUUAAUGGACAGGUCAUAAACUGUGCAGGCAUAAAUACUGGGCUUUAUUCUUAUGCUUUCUGUUAGAUUUUCUUUUUCCUCUGCUCUUUCUUUGGGAGAGAGGUUGGGGCUCCAGGUUAUACAGACCUGUAGUUACUGUCUGGCUCUUGAGAGGACUUGGCUUCCAGCGCUGCUUUUUUCGAGGUGUUCUGUUGCCUGGCAAUGAUACCAGUUUUGAGGAUCAGUGAAAUUUUACAGCAUUUCCUGGUCCUGCAUCUCCUCGCUGGUUCUAGGUGGUUUUCAAGUGAAAGCUUUCUGCUGUGUAUUUCUUGUAAAGUUUUGGUGUUCUUGAUUUGCAAAGUAUCAUAGGAAAAAGCGAAGUCAACCACAUAAAAUGCUACCAAAUGUGUAUGGAGAAGGAAAAUAAGAGUCUUGCUCUUGUUUUAACAUCUUUUUCAGCUCUGGUAGCUCUAGGUGUUAAAAGCAGCAAGAGCUCUAUACAAGAUGGGAGCCACAUGGCUUUUUCAUUUUAGUUUAUUGCAGUUUUUGAAUUGUAGAGCUGAAGUUUGCGAUAAGUGCUUAUCUUGGUACAGAAUUAAGUAUACUGUAGCUCCGGGCUAAGACAUUCCCAAUGUGAGUGGGAGCAGCUGACCUCAUGCUUUGACCUCCACAGGACCUAAGUGGAUUUAUUCAUGUGUUUGAAGUCAGCAUAUGCUUCUGUACAUUGCUGAGCCACAGCCUUGUUGACAAACAACUCAAGAUUAUAACAGGGGUGAUUACUUUAAGUUAGGGGUGAAUAAUAUCAUUUCACUCAGGAUAUCCAAACUGUUACUAUGCAAGGUGCUGGCAUGGUGUGAAAAUAGCUGAUAAGGAUGGGUCCGAGGUCUUUCCAAUACUAUAACUGUGUAUUUCCCAAUAAUGUAGUAUGCUCUGAUAUUCCAGAUGGGGUAAAACAUUUUUUUCUAGCAUUCAACUGUGAUAGUCACUUCUUCUGUGGUGGGGUUUAUUUUCUUUUUUCCGUGUGUACACAAAAUUAAGUUGGUGCAAUUAAGAAGUCUAUGAUGUACAGAUUUAUUGUAUCACUAAAAAGCCUGAGAAGAGGAUUUUUUAAAGAAAUAACUACUGCUGUACGUACAAUAAAAGCCAAUUGUCUC